Molecule: messenger RNA, 466 nt
Organism: Capsicum annuum
Lineage: Eukaryota; Viridiplantae; Streptophyta; Magnoliopsida; Solanales; Solanaceae
Product: vesicle-associated protein 1-2-like
Exons: 4
Biological process (GO): endoplasmic reticulum membrane organization
Cellular component (GO): endoplasmic reticulum membrane; plasma membrane
Source: RefSeq, a predicted model, not a curated record
CUCAUGACUUAUCGAUGUCAUACUUUCGUUUUUCUUGGUUGGUAGUUGAUAUUGGUUUACAAAUUUUUUGUUAGUAACAAUGCAAGCACAGAAGGAGGCUCCAGCUGACAUGCAAUGCAAGGACAAGUUUCUACUUCAGAGCGUCGUUGCAAGUGCUGUUACCAGUCCGAAAGACAUCACCCAAGAAAUGUUCAAUAAGGAGCCUGGACGCGUUGUGGAAGAGUGCAAAUUGAGAGUGGUUUAUCUUCCUCCGCCACAACCACCAUCUCCAGUGGCCGAAGGAUCAGAAGAAGGUUCUUCACCGAGACAGUCCUCGACAGAGAACGAUACUCAAAAUGGUUCUGAGCUCAUGAGAACAUUCCUUGAAACUCCUGACAAAUCUUCAGAGGCAAAGUCGGCUAUUUACAGAUUGACGGAGGAGAAAGCUGGUGCUCUACAUCAGAGCAACAGACUUCGUCAAGAAUUG